GACGGGAGGCUGCUCACGACCUGCGUUUCGUCCUCCACUAAUGCCUCCUUUGUUUUGAUUAGUCAUACUGGAUCGAUAAUCCCUUUAGGGCAGACCAUCGGUGGCAUCUAUCCAACACGUAUCGACCAUUGACUGGAUAAAAGCGCGCAGGUUUUUGGGGAUUCAGGGGAGUCUGGCAUGUCCCUCCUUUGCGCCCUGUGCGCACCAGCAGCGCCGAUCUUGUCAUCAGCCACAGUAGGGACGUGUGUGCGCUCCAUGCGCUGCAGUUGAACUUCACUCUCCUCCGUGACAGACCCUGGAUGUCGACACAAUAGCCUAAACGCAGUUUGUGCGUAAAUUCACGCGUGGCAGUACGGUUUUGAAUGGAAUCGCCAACAAGAGGAAUCUGGUAAUGUAGCCUAUCCUAAUGCCGGGACCCUGACACGUGGAUUUGACCAGUUCAAUUAAAUGUGACGCGUUGAGCUUGCGAUUUAAUAACCCACGUACCCAGCGACAUAUGGUCUGGGAGCGUACAUCUGAAGCCAUCGAGCCAGUGCUUCUCCACGGCACAUCAUCGGCGGGGCUGGAGCGGAAAGAGCCGUGAACACUGAGGAAUGCGGAGCCGGGACUUAGUCUUUACCAGCUCACCUGCGGAACUCUUCGCAGCCAACACCAAACCGUCAGACGCAGCCGGUGAGCCCGCCACAGAGCACCAUGCUGAGGCAGAUCCUCCUCAACUCCACCGACAGCCCGGACUUCGACCUGGUGCUCAUGGGCCAGUCCUCCACGCAGGCCCCCUCUUCCCUGAACGCCUCCCACGGCGGCUCGGUGAGCGUGGCCGCGCUGCUGCGACCCACAGCGGGGCGAGGCGGGGGGCUGCGGGAGGGCGAGCUCCACAAACCGGACCUGAUCACCUACCUGGUCAUGUGCCUACUGCUCUUCCUGCUGGUGCUGCUCAUCGUGUUCUUCAUCAACUGCCAGCUGCGGAACUCCUUCUUCGCCUCCAUGCCAUAUGACAGGUCGCUGAGAGAGGCCCGGACCACCUACAAGUAAGGCUGGACCCGCUGGGAUGGACCCCUGCGACCCGUGGCCCUUUGGAAGGAGGGUUUCAGGACUGACUUGUGUGCCUGCGUGCAGGUAGUUGCCUUUAUGAGUUGUCUUGGACACAUUUGAUGCGCUAAAUAAACAGGAAUCCCAAACUAGACCUAACACGGUGAGCGAGGGACUCAACUGUGUCAAAUGUUGCCCAAAUGUUUCCACUUCAAGACCCGUGGCCCUCUUCAGACCACAGGAGGCGUCUCUGAAGACCACUUGUGUGUGCGUGGGCCUGCUGCCGGUGGAAAGAUAACAAUUUAACUCCUGAUCAAAUUUCUGACUCUUAUAUUUUCUGGUAAUUAAUGAAGGAAUUGUGAACCCAUCCAUCAUCGACUGCAACCCCCGCAAAGCACUUCGGAAAUAAACAGUUUAGUCCCUAAUGUAGCUUCCACUCAAAAGCUUCUCCUCACUCAUCUAUAUAGUGGCUUACCCAUCUGACCUGUCUCCUGCAGUUUGAGUGCAGAUCCACGAAAUUUCCCACUGGCCCUGGCAAACCGAAUCACUUCUAUUUCCCAGAGCAGAGUGACAGGCUAUGUCAGCGCGGAGAGAAUCUCCAGCAGUUUGUAUAUACCACACUUUGUAUGACUGUAACUUACCUGUCUUGUCUUGUGAAAUGAUUCAAUCAACCCGCAAUCUCCCAUAUUGUAAACUGGUGAUUAAAUGGAUUAAAUGACAGACUGUAGGCCUAUGUCACAUAAAGG
Molecule: messenger RNA, 1775 nt
Organism: Platichthys flesus (European flounder)
Lineage: Eukaryota; Metazoa; Chordata; Actinopteri; Pleuronectiformes; Pleuronectidae
Product: small integral membrane protein 32-like
Exons: 2
Coding region: 694-1032 (112 amino acids)
Source: RefSeq, a predicted model, not a curated record